Messenger RNA from Vollenhovia emeryi, 1086 nucleotides. RefSeq lists its product as uncharacterized. The record is from RefSeq and is a predicted model, not a curated record. Lineage: Eukaryota; Metazoa; Arthropoda; Insecta; Hymenoptera; Formicidae. The transcript has a single exon. The coding region runs from base 1 to 1086 and encodes 361 amino acids.
AUGGCCGGACUCGAGGGACAAUUGGAAAAAUUCUGGAAGAUAGAAGAGCUGGAGGUCGUUCGCUCAAAAACCAAGGAAGAAGAAAUGUGUGAGGAACACUUUAAAAAUACGUACAUCCGAGACCAGGAAGGAAGAUUUAUAGUGAAGCUGCCGCAGAGAUCCAAUGUCAUUUUAGGAGAUUCCUUUGAGGGCGCGAAAAGAAGACUCAUCGGGGUAGAGAAGCAAUUUCAGAAACAGCCAGAGUUACAAGAAGCAUACACUAGUGUCAUGUCAGAAUACGAGGAAUCAGGAGAUAUGUACCUUACUGAAAAUUUCCAAGAAGAGCUGGUUGAUCCGUUUUACUUACCACAUCAACCAGUGAUCAGGAAGGAGAGCAUGACAACCAAAUUGAGGGUCGUAUUAGACGCAUCUUUCAGUUCAUCGUUGGGAACGUCAUUAAAUGACAAAUUAAUGACGGGUCCUAAUCUGCAAAGCGACAUUUUAGAGAUGCUUAUGCGUUUUCGUACUCAUGAAUUCGUUUUGACUGCAGACAUAACUCGGAUGUUCAGGCAAAUCCACGUGGCGAAGGAGGAUAGGCAUCUACAACAAGUUCUCUGGAGGAAGGACAGGUCUCAACCGAUUAAGGCAUACACAUUAAAGACAGUCACGUUCGGAACUGCAUGCGCUCCAUUUUCAGCUAUGCGGUGCCUACGUGAACUUGCAAAUCUGAAUAGAGAAGUUUACCCAGAGGCUGCAGAAGUUAUAGAAAAGGAUUUUUACAUGGAUGAUUUGCUGACGGGUACCAAGACCAAAGAAGAAGCUAUGAAGUUACAAGGGGACUUGUCGGACAUACUAAUGAGUGCUCAAUUCCCUUUUCGGAAAUGGCGUACGAAUGACCCGGAGAUUCUGAGUCGCAUCAGCGAUUUAGGUAAAACAGACGAGCUGUUGGUGCUUGACAUACAAGGAAGUACUAAAACGCUUGGACUUUUGUGGAAUAGCAACGAAGAUGUCCUACAAUACAACGUGAGACUGCCAAAGGAGGAAAAGGUCACUUGUAAAGAAGUAUCUUGUCCGCUAUUGCUCAUAUUUAUGAUCCCCUUGGCAUAA